Messenger RNA from Varanus komodoensis (Komodo dragon), 6944 nucleotides. RefSeq names its product ATPase phospholipid transporting 10A (putative) (gene ATP10A). NCBI's taxonomy places the organism in Eukaryota, Metazoa, Chordata, Lepidosauria, Squamata, Varanidae. Gene Ontology annotation, cellular component: plasma membrane. Gene Ontology annotation, molecular function: ATP hydrolysis activity; ATP binding; ATPase-coupled intramembrane lipid carrier activity. The transcript has 21 exons. Bases 421 to 4974 code for a protein of 1517 amino acids. The record is from RefSeq and is a predicted model, not a curated record. Gene Ontology annotation, biological process: phospholipid translocation.
AGAAAUGACGUACAGAGACAAGGCUGACUCUGUGCGAUUCCCGGGCGCCUGCGAGCUGCAGACAGCGGGGCCAGUCAUUCGUUCGGCUGGCGGUGGGAAGGAGAAAGCGCCGGAGAAAGUUUGGCGCAGGGAGCGGAGACCUUCCUCCUAAACUUGGAGGAGCGGGAAAAGCAGAAAGAGAACUCCUGGCGCGAAACAAACUUUUCUAGAGGGAGGGUUUCCGAGCCGGGAGGGGUCACACCUCCCUCGUUCCCUCACUCAGGGGGAAACGAAAGAAAACGCCAGGGUGUGACUGAUACUCAAAGGAUGAUCACAUAGUGCCAAGCGAAGAGGGAGGGAGCGAGAAGUGCUUGGGAGUGCGCGAGAAGACCUGCUAACCUUGGUUUCCUGUCUCCUGUGUGCAUUUGGGGGCAGAAGGCAAUGAGCGGCGGUGGAGAUGGAGGGGGGUUUCCUCAGGAGCAGAAGGAAGAAAAAGAGAGGAGGAGGAGGAGGAGGAGGAGGAGGAGGAAGAAAGAGGCAGGCAAGGCUCGGACUGUGUGCUCCAACCUGCUGCUACCCAGGCCCGACACGCAGAACGUCCCUCCUCCCGCGGACAAUAGGCUGAAAACCACCAAAUACACCGCCGUGUCUUUCCUGCCCAAGAACCUCUUUGAGCAGUUCCAUCGCCUCGCCAAUGUUUACUUCGUCUUCAUCGCCCUGCUCAACUUCGUGCCCGCCGUCAAUGCCUUCCAGCCCGAGCUGGCACUGGCGCCCGUGCUUUUCAUCCUGGCAGUCACCGCUGUCAAGGACUUGUGGGAAGACUACAGCAGGUACCGUUCGGACCAGGAGAUCAACCACAUGGAGUGCUUGGUCUACUGCAGGAUUGAGGGGAAAUACAUCACCAGAUACUGGAAAGAAGUCAAGGUUGGAGACUUCAUUCAGCUCCGCUGUAAUGAAAUCAUACCUGCGGAUAUACUGCUGCUUUCCUCGAGUGACCCUGACGGCCUGUGCCACAUCGAAACUGCUAAUCUGGAUGGAGAGACCAACUUGAAACAGAGACAAGUGGUGAGAGGAUUUUUAGAGCUGGAUUCUGAAUUUGAUCCAUUGAAGUUUACUAGCAUCAUUGAAUGUGAAGAACCAAAUAAUGACCUAAGUAGGUUUCGAGGCUUCAUCAUGCAUAAAAAUGGGAAAAAGGUUGCACUGUAUAAAGAAAAUCUUCUGUUAAGGGGAUGUACUGUUAGGAACACAGAAGAAGUCUCAGGAAUAGUAAUCUAUGCAGGACAUGAGACCAAAGCCUUGCUAAAUAACAGUGGACCGCGUUACAAGCGUAGUAAGCUUGAAAGGCAAAUGAAUGUCAGUGUGCUCUGGUGUGUCCUCAUACUUAUCACGAUGUGUUUGCUUUCAGCUAUUUGUCAUGGAAUCUGGGUCUGGCAAUACGACGACAAAAAGAAGGCUGUCUUUGAUGUCCCAGGUCCCAGUGGAAAAUACUGGUCUCCAUUUCAAGCUGCAUUUUAUUUAUUUUUGACAAUGAUAAUAGUUUUCCAGGUCCUCAUUCCAAUUUCUUUGUAUGUCUCCAUUGAAGUCGUUAAAGUGUGCCAAGUGUUUUUUAUUCAUCAAGAUAAGGAUUUAUUUGAUGAAGAGACAGACCUCCAGCUCCAGUGUCGAGCUUUGAACAUCACAGAAGAUUUAGGGCAGAUUCAGUAUAUAUUUUCAGACAAGACUGGGACUCUUACUGAGAAUAAAAUGGUUUUCCGCAGAUGCACUGUUUCUGGCAUAGAAUAUUCCCAUGAUGCUAAUGCAAAACGUAUAGCUAUGUACCAGGAAGCUGAUUCUGAAGAUGAGGAGGUUUCCCCUAAAGCAGGGACAUUGUCUCAAAGGGACAGUAUUUGCAGUCAUCAGAGUGUUAAAGUCAUCCACAGGAACCAGAGCACCAAAUCUCAUAGGCGUACUGGGAGCAGAGUGGAGGCCAAAAGGGCAAGCAUCCUUUCAAAACACACGGCUUUCAGUAGCCCAAUGGAAAAAGAUAUCACGCCUGAUCCUAAUUUGCUGCAGAAAGUAAAUGAAUGUGCAAACUACCUGGAGAUCAUGAGGAGCCACGACCAACCCUUAUCCCAGCUCUCUCCUGAACUUUCAGACAUCUUCGACUUUUUCAUUGCCUUGACAGUUUGCAACACAGUGGUAGUUACAUCUCCCAAUCAGCCACGGCAGAAGGUCAGAAUCAGAUUUGAACUGAAGUCUCCAGUAAAGACCAUCGAGGACUUCAUUCGGAGAUUUACCCCAAGCCGCCUGACCUCUGGGUCUAACAACAGCAGCUCAUCAAGCCUGGCCACCAGCAAGUCAAUGCACCGAGUUGGUUCUAGCAUCAUUUCAUCAGUGUCAACAGAGAGCACUUUACUGAAACUAGAAGAAAAGCUGGCUAAUUCUUCCCAGAUGAAUAACAAUGGCUAUGCUUCCCAGCAGUCCAAAUGGACAUCAGGGAAUGGGCCAGGCGAGGGUGAGCUACGUUAUGAGGCUGAGAGCCCGGAUGAGGCUGCCCUUGUCUAUGCAGCAAGAGCCUAUGGCUGUGCUUUGGUUGGUAGGUUGCCUGACCAAGUGUCAGUAGAGCUGCCUCAUCUGGGGAGACUAACUUUUGAACUCUUGCACAUUCUGGGCUUUGACUCCAUCCGAAAGAGAAUGUCAGUGGUAGUGAGGCAUCCUCUCACAGAUGAAAUUAACGUUUACACUAAAGGAGCGGAUUCAGUUAUCAUGGAUCUUCUUCUGCCCUGUUCUUCAGAUGACCCAAGAAACAAGCAUCAAAAGAAAAUCCGAAGCAAAACUCAGAAUUUUCUUAAUCUUUAUGCUGCUGAUGGAUUGAGGACUUUGUGCAUCGCGAAGAAAGUGCUGAGCAAGGAGGAGUAUUCUUGCUGGUUAAAAAGCCACAUUGAAGCAGAGUCUUCUAUUGAGAACCGGGAAGAGCUGCUGUUCCAGUCGGCAACUCGUUUAGAGACUGAUCUGCAUCUGCUAGGUGCAACUGGCAUUGAGGAUCGUUUGCAGGAUGGUGUCCCAGAAACCAUUGCCAACUUGCGUAAGGCUGGGCUCCAGAUAUGGGUUCUGACUGGAGAUAAACAAGAGACGGCCAUAAAUAUUGCUUAUGCUUGCAAGCUGUUGGAUCAUGAUGAGGAAAUCAUCACCUUAAAUGCUGAUUCACCGGAAAUGUGUGCCACAUUGCUGGACCAACACCUGCACUGUGUCAAGUCUAAAUUUUCAAAUAACAUGGUGAAAAAAUCUACUCCGAGAGCAAAGUUUACUCCACUCUAUGUGCCAUCAUCUUCAGUACAUCCCACCUUGGGCUUAGUGGUUGAUGGAAGGACAUUGGCUUAUGCCCUAGACCAAGCCCUAGAAGAUAAAUUCCUUUCAUUAGCUAGAAGAUGUCGUUCUGUGCUGUGUUGCCGCUCUACUCCAAUUCAGAAGGGGAUGGUCGUGAAACUGGUCAGAAAUAAACUCAAUACAAUGACCAUGGCAAUAGGUGAUGGAGCUAAUGAUGUCAGUAUGAUCCAAGUCGCCGAUGUUGGUGUGGGGAUCUCAGGUCCAGAAGGCAUGCAGGCUGUGAUGGCAAGUGACUUUGCAAUCCCAAAGUUCCGUUAUUUGGAGAAACUCUUGCUUGUGCAUGGCCAUUGGUGUUACUCCCGGCUUGCCAACAUGGUGCUAUAUUUCUUCUACAAAAAUGCAAUGUUCGUGGCCCUUCUUUUCUGGUACCAGUUUUACUGUGGGUUUUCUGGUUCAUCAAUGAUUGAUCAGUGGUACCUGAUCUUCUUUAACUUAUUGUUCUCAUCCAUUCCCCAAUUAAUUGUUGGAGUGCUUGAUCAAGAUGUACCUGCUGAUAUAUUAAUUGCUGUGCCUCAGCUCUACACAAGUGGCCAGAAUAUGGAGGAAUACAAGCCACAUAUGUUUUGGAUGAACAUGAUCGAUGCUUUCUACCAAAGCCUGGUUUGCUUCUUCAUUCCUUACUUUACAUACUACGAUUCAGACGUGGAUAUAUUCUCAUGGGGAACCCCUAUCACCACAAUAGCUCUCUUCACCAUAAUCUUGCAUUUAGCUAUUGAAACCAAAACUUGGACGUGGCUCCACUUGUCAUCUUGUGUCUUUAGCAUUGCUUUAUUCUUCAUUGUGGCUCUCGUUUACAACGCAUCUUGCCCAGUAUGUUAUCAUCCAUCCAAUCCCUACUGGAUUAUGGAAAAGCUGAUGAAGGAGCCUAUGUUUUAUCUGUCUUGUCUCAUAACACCUGCAGUAGCUUUGCUUCCCAGAUUUCUAUACCGGACUCUUCAAGGGACACUUUUUCCAAGCCAGCUUCAGCUUGGGCGCCAGUUGUCAAGGAUGUCUCCAGACACGCGCAAUCUGCUUCUUAACCGAUGGAACCGCCAGAAGGAUGCUGACCUCCAUCAAUACCCGUGUGCCCUUUAUUCUCCAGAAAGCCCAAAUUCUACGGCUAGUGAUUCACCAGGGGCGCUGCGAAACAGCACCGCAGAGUUAUCUCGACACGGGCCCACUGAAGUAUUUCAGCCAGGAAAUGAACUCUUUCAGCCACCAAAGACUACAACAGGUUAUACUAAUCCUGACCCUCCUCUUGGUGCUCAGAUAUGUGAGGGGAAUGGGCAUUUCUCAGAGGCUCAUGCUCAAGAGGAAACACCUGUGGGUUUUCUCAAAGACUCUCUGGAGCCAGAGCCAACCUUAAUGGAUGAAACAUUCCAGUGGAAACCAAUGGGAGACCCAUCCAGCUCCAGCCUGUUGAACUGGAUCACAUCAACUCCACUGUUCAAUGGCACUGGAAGUGAUGUGCCCCGGUUAUCAUGCCGUUUACACAAUGUCAGGCAAGACAGUACAGUUCUGUGCAGCCGCAGUACUCAGGACCUCAGAAGCUCAGCAGAGCAGCAGAACACAAGCUCUUCUCAGCAGCAGAUGGAAAAUUCUGCAGGUAGCUGCUUAAGAACCGAAUCGCUUGACACAACUUUUUUAUGAUGCGGCCAUAAUAGCGCAUGUUUUCUAUUUGCACAAAGAAUAUAGAGUUGCUCUGUUUCCAAGAUGAGACAGGAAAUCAAGGUACAUAGUUUUAUUUUAAAAUAAAGUUUAAGCACAAUAUGUCAAAAAUAAGAGCUUUAAAUACAAAUAAAAAGUGCAUAUAUGUGUGUGUAUUUUUCAUCUCAUUUUACACAGAUGCAAUGGGCAGUAUCCAACAUACCUGCACAUUAGUGAGACUUAGCUGCUGGCACAUUGGGGAGUGAGUUAGCAUUUCUAAAAGCAACCUGAAACAAUAGUGCUCAUUUCCAGGACAGAGUAGAUCAGCAAAGCUUGUGGAAGGCAGUUCCACUGACCUGUCCAGUCUGCCAACAUGCAUUUCUGUUUCUUUCCAGGGAUGCUUUUGGAUCCGCUAGUUUUCUCCUGUGUGAGGACUAGAUCUCACUUGCACAAGAGGUCGAUCAGCAGCAUGGUUGGCAGAAUUGGGUACUGCUACUCAUGAUUUUUGUCUUCAUUUUGCUGCUGUUCUGUUAGAAGCGCCUUUACCAGGUUGCUGGAGUGAUGGGAGACCUGUUGGUUCAACCAUCAUCUGGGGGAAGGCAGCCGUUCCCCUGUGCUUAAUGAUAUGCCCUGAGUCCUCAUUAGGUUCUUUGGUGGGGAGAGCUGCCAGAGGAGGGGAAGUUGCAACACGUGCUUGGAAGCAGAUGGUUAGGCUGUCCUUCAGAAACAAAGCACGCUGUGAAAUUGAGUUCCAUUGUCAUAGAAAUGAUGCUGACGUUUUACACACGUUUUAUUUUUAUAUUUUAACCAUAGCAGUUUAUGUAUUGUGAAAAACACAAAUAAGUGAAGACCUAUAUUGCAAAUGUUAUCCUGUCUGGCAUCAGUGAAGGCACAGCUCAUGCCAUCAUUUGCAGUGAAAGAAGUUGCAGUGUGUUCGGCGAACAGGGAGACCAUUAAAGCAAGAGAGAGAUUCAUUGUGCCAUUAAGGGCCAAUCCGUACCUUACAGGUGCCGGGUGGUGGCUCUGAUAGAACAGGUGAAAUUUCUUGGAAGGGACAACAGUGUGCUUCCCACGCCAGCAUAGCCUAGUAUUGCAGGGAAUAACAGUGAUGCAAGAGCAACCCAACCAUAGUGCCCUCCUAAUCUUAUGGCAGCGACAUGGGAUGGGGCCACAAAAGAACUUAAUUUAUAUAUGUAUUAUUAUUGCAAUUGAAUGCCGCCUCAUAGCCAGAGGGAGCUCUGGGUGGCUCACACUGGUACAGAUAAAAUAGAUAACAAUAAUAACUAGAAUCAUCAAUCAUAAUACAAUAAAAAUGCUAUAUAAAUACAACAGGAGGAUAAGCGUGGUAUAAUCAACAAGACAAUAAACUAGCAGCAAGACCAAUAAAUCAUAUUCUAAAAACAAAUACUAAGCUAAAAAGUCUUAAUUUGGCACUGAAAGCAAGAUAAUGGUGCCGGUCCCACCUCCUUUGGAAGGGAAUUCCAAAAGUGAGGUGUGAUGACAGAGACAGGCCUUUUCUUUCACUAACUCCCCACUCACAUCAUUAAUAUGGGGGGUUAACAAAGAAGGGCCUCCAUUGAUGACCUGAGUGGUUUGGUAGAGAUACAUGGAAGAAGGUGUUCCUUUCGAGAUCCCUUAGAUAAUGGAGCAACACUACCCGUGGCCCAAAGGGCAGCUUCAGAAGGACUCUUGAACCUAUAAAUCUUAAUAAAGGAGGAGAGCCAAAAGCAUGCGUUCUCUGUAACCAUGGUAGGUCUGGUUCACACAUGCAUGUUCACGCUCAUUUAGCAGUGGCAUGCACAUGUGAAUGCACAGUCACAAGUUAAGCCAAACAGACCAGAUUGUCAUGUCACUCAAGAUCAACUGAAGUUCAUGUCAAGUUUAGUGGUUCUCCUUUGGGGCAUCUUGUCACUGGUUUGGAUAUCUUGUCACUGCUUUGGGUAUAUGAAUAAAUAAAAUUACUGACUUUCUUA